This is a messenger RNA of Vidua macroura (Pin-tailed whydah), 6334 nucleotides long. RefSeq names its product ankyrin 1 (gene ANK1). Gene Ontology annotation, molecular function: protein binding. The transcript has 44 exons. The coding region runs from base 150 to 5951 and encodes 1933 amino acids. Lineage: Eukaryota; Metazoa; Chordata; Aves; Passeriformes; Viduidae. The record is from RefSeq and is a predicted model, not a curated record. Gene Ontology annotation, biological process: signal transduction.
UGUGUGAGUGGUGAUAGGGUGCAGUCUGACUGCUGAUAAACCUCUUCCAGCCCACUCAUGCUUGGUUUGGCUGCAGCAUUCAGCAGAAGUGGGUUGAUCAGAGCUGCAGACCCUGGCUGUCCAGGGUGAGCUGACCUUCUCCUGCAGCGAUGACAUGCAUGCAUUACCUGAGGGCUGAUGCUGCAACCAGUUUCUUGAGAGCUGCAAGAUCUGGGAAUCUGGACAAAGCCUUGGAUCACCUCAGGAAUGGGGUAGAUAUUAACACCUGUAACCAGAAUGGGCUGAAUGCCUUGCACCUGGCCUCCAAGGAGGGCCAUGUGAAAAUGGUGGUGGAGCUGCUGCACAAGGAGAUCGUUUUGGAGACAACGACCAAGAAAGGAAACACAGCCCUGCACAUUGCUGCCUUGGCUGGACAACAGGACGUGGUCCGGGAGCUGGUGAACUAUGGGGCCAACGUCAAUGCACAGUCCCAGAAAGGCUUCACACCUCUCUACAUGGCAGCACAGGAGAACCACCUGGAAGUUGUGAAGUUCUUGCUGGAAAAUGGAGCCAACCAGAACGUAGCCACAGAGGAUGGCUUCACUCCACUAGCUGUGGCUCUCCAGCAAGGACAUGAGAACGUGGUUGCUCACCUUAUAAACUAUGGGACAAAGGGUAAGGUCCGUCUGCCUGCCCUGCACAUUGCAGCCCGCAAUGACGACACUCGCACAGCUGCUGUGCUGCUGCAGAAUGACCCCAAUGCUGAUGUCCUCUCCAAGACUGGAUUCACCCCUUUGCACAUUGCAGCCCACUAUGAGAAUCUCAGUGUGGCCCAAUUACUCCUGAACCGUGGAGCCAGUGUCAACUUCACACCCCAGAAUGGGAUCACUCCCCUGCACAUAGCUUCCCGCCGGGGCAACAUCAUCAUGGUGCGGCUGCUGCUGGACCGCGGGGCCCAGAUAGAGACAAGGACCAAGGAUGAGCUGACCCCUCUCCACUGUGCAGCACGCAAUGGACAUGUAAGAAUUGCAGAGAUCCUCCUGGACCAUGGGGCUCCUAUUCAAGCCAAAACCAAGAACGGCUUGUCACCGAUCCACAUGGCAGCCCAGGGUGACCACCUGGACUGCGUACGCCUGCUCCUGCAGUACAGCGCCGAGAUCGACGACAUCACCCUGGACCACCUAACGCCUCUGCACGUGGCUGCACACUGUGGACACCACCGUGUGGCCAAGCUGCUGGUGGAGAAGGGGGCCAAGCCCAACUCCCGAGCCCUGAAUGGCUUCACGCCCCUCCAUAUUGCCUGCAAGAAAAACCACAUCCGUGUGAUGGAGCUGCUGUUGAAGACAGGUGCCUCCAUUGAUGCUGUCACAGAGUCUGGCCUGACCCCCCUGCAUGUGGCUGCCUUCAUGGGACACCUGCCCAUCGUCAAGACUCUGCUGCAGCGUGGAGCCUCUCCUAAUGUGUCCAACGUGAAAGUAGAGACUCCUCUACACAUGGCAGCCAGAGCUGGGCACACAGAUGUGGCAAAGUACCUGCUGCAGAACAAAGCCAAAGCCAACGCUAAGGCCAAGGAUGACCAGACUCCUCUGCACUGUGCUGCACGCAUCGGCCACACUGGCAUGGUCAAACUCCUUUUGGAGAACAACGCCAACCCAAACCUGGCCACCACAGCAGGGCACACGCCCCUGCACAUCACUGCCAGAGAGGGGCACAUGGACACAGCCCUGGCCCUGCUGGAGAAGGGAGCCUCACAGACCUGCAUGACCAAGAAAGGAUUUACCCCUCUCCACGUUGCAGCCAAGUAUGGAAAAGUGGAUGUGGCAGAGUUGCUGUUGGCACAUGACGCUCACCCCAAUGCAGCAGGGAAGAAUGGCCUGACUCCACUGCAUGUGGCUGUGCACCACAACAACCUGGAGAUUGUCAAGCUGCUGCUUCCCAAGGGGAGCUCCCCACACAACUCGGCCUGGAAUGGGUACACCCCCCUGCACAUCGCUGCCAAGCAGAACCAGAUGGAAGUGGCCAGCAGCCUGCUGCAGUAUGGGGCUUCUGCAAAUGCUGAGUCUAUGCAGGGAGUCACUCCCCUGCACCUGGCUUCCCAGGAGGGGCAUGCAGACAUGGUGGCACUGCUUUUCUCCAAACAAGCCAACGGCAACCUCGGCAACAAGAGUGGCCUGACUCCUCUCCAUCUUGUGGCUCAAGAGGGGCAUGUGCUGGUUGCUGAUGUUCUAGUGAAACAUGGAGUCACAGUGGAUGCAAUGACCAGGAUGGGCUAUACCCCGCUGCAUGUGGCCAGCCAUUAUGGGAACAUCAAGUUGGUGAAGUUUUUGCUGCAACACCAAGCGGACGUCAAUGCCAAGACUAAGCUGGGCUACACCCCCCUGCACCAAGCGGCACAGCAGGGCCACACGGAUGUGGUGACGCUGCUGCUGAAGCACGGCGCGUCUCCCAACGAGAUCAGCACGAAUGGCACCACUCCCCUGGCCAUCGCAAAGCGACUUGGCUACAUUUCCGUCACAGACGUGCUCAAGAUUGUCACAGAGGAAACCGACAUCCCGUCAGUUGGCGACAAGCACCGCAUGAGCUUCCCAGAGACUGUAGAUGAGAUUCUGGACGUAUCAGAGGAUGAAGGCACUGCUCAUGUCACAGUAAUGGAGGAAGAGCUGAUUGCACCAAAGCCCAAGACACCUGAUCUCAGAGACCAGGAAGGCAAAAGGGAGAUACUGGAGUUGAUGACCACAACGACACUGGAGCAAACGGUGGAGUCUCCAGCUGUCCUGCAGGUCCCCUGCGUCCCACCUGAAACUGUGGUGACCAGAGCUGAGGAGACUGAGCAGGUAGGACCUGUGGAGACAGAAGCUGAGCAAGUCAGCCUGCUGCAUGCACCCUCAGUGUCCCCACAGGAGCCCUCCAAAGAGUUCGACGAGGACUCUCUGAUCCCCAGCAGCCCUGCCACUGAGACCUCAGAUAACAUCAGCCCAGUGGCCAGCCCCGUGCACACAGGGUUCCUGGUGAGCUUCAUGGUGGAUGCUCGUGGUGGCUCCAUGCGGGGCAGCCGGCACCACGGUCUGCGCGUGGUCAUCCCGCCCCGCGCCUGUGCUGCUCCGACCCGCAUUACCUGCCGCCUGGUGAAGCCUCAAAAGCUACCUGCACCCCCACCACUGGCUGAGGAGGAGGGUCUGGGCAGUCGGAUCAUUGCUCUGGGGCCUGCUGGUGCCCAAUUCCUCAGCCCUGUCAUUGUGGAGAUUCCGCACUUUGCCUCGUAUGGACGUGGAGACCGUGAGCUGGUAGUGCUGCGCAGCGAGAACGGCUCUGUGUGGAAGGAGCACCGCAACCGCUACGAGGAGAGCUACAUGGACCAGCUGCUCAAUGGCAUGGACGAGGAGCUGGAGAGCCAGGAGGAGCUGGAUAAAAAGAGAGUCUGCCGCAUCAUCACCACUGACUUCCCUCUCUACUUUGUGGUCAUGUCCCGGAUUUGCCAAGACUGCGAUAUGAUUGGCCCUGAGGGAGGGUGUUUGAAAAGCACAUUGGUGCCCAUGGUACAGGCCACCUUCCCAGACACUGCUGUCACCAAAAGAGUGAGGCUGGCCCUGCAGGCACAGCCUGUGCCUGAUGAGUUGGUGACUAAGCUGCUGGGGAACCAAGCGACCUUCAGCCCCAUUGUCACAGUGGAGCCACGACGGAGGAAGUUCCACCGCCCCAUUGGCCUCCGGAUCCCACUGCCACCAUCCUGGAAGGACAAUCCCCGAGACAGUGGUGAGGGUGACACCACCAGCCUACGUCUGCUCUGCAGUGUGAUCGGAGGGACAGCCCAAGCCCAGUGGGAAGACAUAACAGGCACCACAAAGCUAGUCUAUGAAAAUGAGUGUGCUAACUUUACCACCAAUGUGUCUGCCAGGUUCUGGCUGGCCGACUGCCCACGCACAGCUGAGGCUGUGCACUUUGCCACCAUGCUGUACAAGGAGCUGACAGCUGUGCCCUACAUGGCCAAAUUCGUGGUGUUUGCCAAGAUGAAUGAUGCACGAGAAGGCCGGCUGCGCUGCUACUGCAUGACUGAUGACAAGGUCGACAAGACUUUAGAGCAGCAUGAGAACUUCACUGAGGUGGCCCGCAGCAGGGACAUUGAGGUGGUAGAGGGAAUGCCUUUGCACGUAGAACUCUCAGGGAACCUGGUGCCUGUCAAGAAGGCUGCUCAGCCCCGCACCUUCCUCUUCCAGUCCUUCCGGGAGAAUCGUCUUGUCAUUCCCAUCAAGGUCCGGGACAGCAGCCGGGAAGCCAGUGGCUCCCUGUCUUUCUUGCGCAAGGCCAUGAAAUACGAAGACCUCCAGCAUGUGCUCUGCCACCUGAACAUCAGCAUACCACCCUGCACCAAGGGAAGUGGCAGUGAUGAGCGAAGGAGGACACUAACACCAUUGUCUCUGCGGGAGCGAUACAGCAUUCUAAGUGAGACCAGUUUUGGCUCUCUGAGCAGCACAGACAAGGCAGACCAGAAGAUGGUUGACAUAGCAGAACAGCUGGGCCUCAGCUGGGCCGAGCUGGCACGUGAGCUGCAGUUUGGGGUGGAUGACAUCAACAGGAUACGUGUGGAGAACCCCAACUCCCUUCUGGAGCAGAGCAUAGCCUUACUCAACCUCUGGGCCAGCCGCGAGGGCAAGACUGUCAAGAUUGAGAACCUGUACACGGCGCUGAGGAACAUCGACCGCAGCGAGAUUGUCAACAUGCUGGAGGGCUCCGGUCGGCAGAGCCGCAGCCUGAAGGGAAGCUGGCGCUACACAGACAGAGACUACUCCCUCUCACCAUCCCAGAUGAAUGGUUACGCUUCACUGCAGGACGAGCUGCUGUCCCCUGCCUCCCUGCAUUACACACUGCCAUCCCCGCUGCGUGCCGACCAGUACUGGAAUGAGGUGGCCAUCAUGGAUGCUAUCCCCAUGGCUGCCACUGAGCAGGAUGCCCUGAUGGAGAUGUCCGACAUGCAGGUGUGGUCCUCGGGGCUCACCCCCUCGCUGGUGACUGCUGAGGACUCCUCUCUGGAGUGCAGCAAGGCUGAGGACUCGGAUGCCACAAGCGAAGGCCGGUUCCCAGGGCAACUUCUAGCAGAUGCUCAUGGCCCAGACCACAUGGGCUCUAUGGACCUGGUUGAGGAUGACACAGUGGACUCAGAUGCCAUGAAUGGCCUGAUUGACCUUCUAGAGCAGGAGGAGGGGCAGAGGCCAGAGGGGAAGAUGCCAUCUGGUGAUCAUCAACCAGGGACUGGGGAGCAGGACCCGGAGAGUGAAGUGUCUUUUGUUUCAGUUCAGGAGAAGGUGCAAGCCAGGAUCAUGACAUCACCUACCUUUAGCCACGAUGUGGAGAAGAGUGCAGACAGGCUGAGGGACUGGAAUGCAGAAGGCUCCUUUAUCUCCUGCCUACAGGACCUGACAGCGGGCUCCUGGCAGGAGGGAGUCACCCGAAGGCUGCUCCCAACGCACACCACAGCCUCUGGGGCACAGGGCCAGGAGCAAGAGCAGGUCCUGGUGCCAGCCACGGAGCUGAUGCGGAUCAGCUCUGCAGAGGACAGCGACUGGCAGCCUCAGCACCCCACUGGCGGCUGGCAGGAGGAGGCCGACAGCCGCUUCUUUGGGCAGGGGAAUGAAGCCCUUCAUCUCCCUGGAGAGCAGGUGACUGAGGAGCAGUUCACAGAUGAUCAAGGCAAUAUCAUCACCAAGAAGAUUAUCCGGAAGGUGGUGCGUCAGCUGGGCCCUGGUGACAUGGGUGACAGGCAGGAACAGGAGGAGCUGAUUCUGGAGGGCUCGCUACAGGAGCCCCAAGACCUGGAGGCUGAGGAUGACCACUUCAUGAAAUACUCCAUCUUGCACCGGGAUGGUCUGGGCGCCAAGGAGGAGGUGCGAGUGCGUGUCCCGAAACCAGAGGUCUCUGGGGGCAGGAUGGGGGCUCAGAUAGUGAAACGAGCCAGCCUGAAAAGGGGGAAGCAGUGACCCCUCAAAUGGCCUCUUUUGAGGAUCACACCUCAACACCAAAACACUGAACUUCACACACGUUCUGACACAUACCUGAGAAGAGAGGAGAGGAGAGGAGAGCAGAGAGUGGAGGGGAGCAGGGCUGGCUGUACAUGUUCCUAUAGGCUAAUGGCAUGAUUUCUGUAUGAGAUAUACUUACCGUCCUAUCCGCAUGACUGACUGACUGCAAGACGCAUGAGCUACAGUACUUAAAACAGAUGAGGGGCCUCCAUCCUUGCCCCGCUGCUGCCAGGAGCCCAGAGACAGCACUACACACCAGGGGCAUGCUCUCAGCUCCUUUGGGAGGCAAGAGUUGGAGUAGAAGAAAACGAGAGGGAAAGAGAUUCCACCUCCGUGUGAUU